Molecule: messenger RNA, 1805 nt
Organism: Cuscuta campestris
Lineage: Eukaryota; Viridiplantae; Streptophyta; Magnoliopsida; Solanales; Convolvulaceae
Source: the annotation of a GenBank genome assembly
GCUUAGAAAAUUAUCUUAUUGUUGGUUUCAAAUCCAUUGAUUGUAUCAACUGUUGUAAUCCUUUGCAAUUCCUGUCCUAAACUCAACUACUGAAUAAAAGAAUCCUAAUAAAGGAAUUUCUGUUAUUGUAGAAUGAGUCAAGAAUCUGCCCACGGACAAGGCAACAAUAAUGAACACGUCAGUGUUCAUACGGAAGCAUCUAGCUUUACCCCUCCCAUCCAAAAUGAACCCGUCAAUCAACAAAAUGUUGGGAAUAACCCGAAUGCUGGAGGUCAACCCGACCUUGUGAUUCCAGCAUUUCUCGCUAAUGUGUUGCAACAAAUAGCCAAUGCGCCAAUGUUUCAACCACCUCCACCACCGCCACCUCGAGUGAUAACCUACAAAACGCUAAGGGAUAAUGGUGCAGAAUUAUUCCUUGGGGAUCGCAUCGGUGAACCCCAAAUUGCGUGGGACUGGAUCGAGCAGACUGCUCGAGUGUUGGAGGAUCUCAACGUAACCAUGGACAAUGACCCCAGACUGGCUUCUCAAUUACUUCGAAAGGAAGCCUACGAGUGGUGGAAAAGGAAUGAUGAGAGUGCGGGAACCCCUAAGCCGUGGACAUGGGCACAUUUCGAAUGGGCAUUCAAGCAAGAGUAUAUUCCGAAACGCUUUAGCGAGGAAAGACGUAAGGAAUUUGUUGAACUAGAACAGGGAGACAUGACACUCCCUGAAUAUCGUCAGAAGUUUACCAAACUUGCAAAGUUUGCGCCAACCUUGGUGAGUACCCCAGCUGAUCGCAUUGAGGAGUUCAGGAGGAAACUUCGACCUGACCUCAGGUCGCGAGUGUCCGUCCUAACCACUCUGGAUUUCGCGGAGGCCUAUAAUAUUAUAGCCAGGGCAGACAGCGACUUGAGUGCUUGCAUUGAGUAUCUGAAGACAAACAAUGCUAGCUCAAGCACUCACCGUCCCAUCAACUCUGUUUCAAAAGGAAAAAGGCCCCUCCAGGAAUCUAGUAGUUCACAUUUCUCUAAAAAGGGAAAAUCUGCACAAACUCAGUCAAUGACAUCCGGUAAUAGAACCAAGGGGUGGAAAAAUCCACAGUGUGACAAAUGCGGAAGGCACCACCCUGGGGAAUGUUGGCUUACACAAGGGUUAUGUCUCGGUUGUGGAAAACCAGGACAUUUCCGAAAGGAGUGCCCUACAAAUCCUGGAGAACCAUUCCCACCUACCCCCGUUGCUAGCAAGUCUGCAUCAGCACGACCUGCACCAAGUCAGCGGUCAACUACGGGAUCUAAUCCUGCCAAAAGUCAAAACAAACAGCAAGGACGAGCUCCUGCCCGUACCUACGCAAUGAAAGCUCGAGAUGAGGAAAACCCUGACGUCAUUCAAGGUAUGUUUUCUUUAUUUGAUACUGUCAUGCAUGUGUUAAUAGACCCUGGAUCAACGUUGUAUUAUAUCUGUGUACAUAUGCCUGAAAAAGCUGACAUAAUGAAAGAGCGAUUGGAACAACCUAUACUAGUGUCUAACCCGUUAGGACAUAGUAUGAGGUUAGAUCAUGUGUAUCAAGACUGUCCAUUGAUUGUUGAAGGACAUUAGUUCUCUUCCAAUCUUGUUGAAUUACCGUACAAAGAAUUUGACAUCAUCCUCGGAAUGGAUUGGCUCACCGAACACCAAGCAAUUAUCGAUUGCCGACGACGAACGAUUCAACUAAAGUCUGGAGAGGGAAAGUCUAUAGAGGUGAAUGAGAAUCUAACACCUAGAUCCACUGAAUUCAUCUCGUACAUACACGCUAGGCGUCUCAUUCGAAAGAAAUGUGAGGCUUAUCU